GGCUUGUCUGCCUUAGCCAGCCCAUCCUCCCAGGCACCCCACCGGCGAUGGCCUCGAUGCCCCAGUGAGGGGUGAAAGGACAAGGACUAAGUUACCCCGACACCACCACGUCCCCCCGAGGAGAGCCAUGGAGGCCCCCCUGGACGUGCCUGUAGGAAACCUCAUUGACUUUGAUGCCGAAACACCCGCCUGCAUCCCCUCGGAGCCCUCUCCUCCCGCUGCCCCCAGCAGCAACGGGCACCUGGGGGAUGCCGGGGAUGCGGCUGGGGAGGAGAGCGAUGCAACCGAGUCGGCGGACAGCGAGAACGACAUGGGUGACUCUCCCAGGCGCUGGGGCGGCUACCGCCGCUCCUCCUCCAACGAGUCCUUCUCCUCUAGCCAGAGCACCGAGUCAGCCCGGGACGAGGCGACGGCCGAACGCCGGGAGUUCAUGCGGCACUACGUGGAGAAGAUCUUCACCGGGGGAGAGGAUUUGGACCAAGAAGAGAAGGCCAGGUUUGGUGAGCUCUGCAGCGGCGAGAACGGGAAGGGCAGGGAAUGGUUUGCGAGAUACGUGAGUGCCCAGCGCUGCAACUCCAAGUGCGUCUCGGAGCAGACCUUCUACCGCUUGAUGCAGUCGUUCGCCCUCGUGCUCUUCGAGUGUCACCAGAUGGAUGACUUCAGCCCUGCCAAGAACCUCAUGACCAUGUGUUUCACCUACUACUAUGUGGGCAAGACCCAUGCGCUGCCCUUGGAAGCCAAAGAGAAGCCCAUGGGCAGCAUCGACUCAUACCUGAAGUCGGCUAACAGCUGGCUGGCGGAGAAGAAGGACAUCGCAGAGCGGCUGCUGAAAAACACGUCGGCCAAGACGGAGAACGUCAAGGGCUUCUUCGGGGGCCUGGAGACCAAACUGAAGGGUCCUACCACCAAAAAGAGCGACGAAGGUGAGGACAAACCAAAGGAGAAGCUGAAGAAGACGGUUUCCGUGCAGAGCCCAGAGGAGGAGAAGAAAGGAGAGAAGAUCUACCUGUACAUGCACCUCAAGCAGCAGCCCAUCUGGCACAACCUGCGGUUUUGGAACGCCGCCUUCUUCGACGCCGUGCACUGCGAGCGCAGGAAGCGGUCCCCCACCACCAGAGGGAACGCUGGGGAGGAAGAGGAGAAGAGGGAGAAGUGGUGCCACAUGACGCAGGAGGAGCGCGAUGACAGCCUCCGCUUCAAUGAGAACAUCACCUUCGGGCAGCUGGGCACCUUCAUUCACAACAUGCUGGCGUUCGGCCUGAACAAGAAGCUCUGCAGCGACUUCUUGAAGAAGCAGGCGACCAUCGGCAAUUUGAAUGAAGAGCAAUACAAGCUGCUCAGCGACCACAUCGAGCAAAUGGCCACCGAAUAGCCGCCUGGCCAGCACGCUGCGGCAGAGAGACGGCGGCCGGAGCGGGUGGGGAGGGGAGAGAACCCCACCUCCGGGGCUACC
This is a messenger RNA of Gavia stellata (red-throated loon), 1453 nucleotides long. Its product is annotated as KIAA0513 ortholog. The transcript is spliced from 12 exons. The record is from RefSeq and is a predicted model, not a curated record. Bases 128 to 1372 code for a protein of 414 amino acids. Lineage: Eukaryota; Metazoa; Chordata; Aves; Gaviiformes; Gaviidae.